UCCAGUACUCAGUUUCGCUACAGAGACACUUACCUUUGUUUAACGAGGAGGCCAUUUAAGGUUGUCAGGGCACAAAGAAAUUUUACAAAAAGAGAAGGCAAGUGAUGGGUUUGCGUGGAAUACUAUUGCAACAACAGCUGCCGCUUGCGGCCAUAAUUUUAGCAGCAAUAGCAGCAGCAGCAGCAGCAUCGGAACCCAAUUCGAGCUGCAUCAGAAGAUGUGGAUCGCUUCAAAUCCCCUACCCAUUUGGAACAAGCGAGGGGUGUUACCUUGAUCCAUCUUUUCUCAUCACUUGUAACAACUCAACACCAUUUCUGGGCGACAGUAAGGAAUUAAAGGUCCUAAACGUAUCAAUGGAUGGUGAAAUGCGAGUCUCAAGCAAAAUAGCCCGUGGUUGCCCCAACGAGCCGGGCUAUAACGCCAGCAAAAGCGCUUACGGGUUCUCAUUGCUAGACCACUUUCUCAUCUCAUCUACGAAGAACAAGUUCACUGCAGUCGGUUGCGACACUAUUGCCGUUAUUGUUGGUAUAAUAGUGGGAGGCGAGAAUUACUCGACUGGAUGCUUGUCGCUCUGUAACCGUAUUGAGAGUGUUAAAAACGGAUCUUGCGAUGGCAUUGGCUGUUGCCAGACUUCUAUUCCACAAGGAAUGAGUAAUUUUGGUCUGGCUGUUAACAGCUUGUACAAUUACGCCGAGGUAGCCGACUUCAAUCCAUGUGGUUUCGGUUUUGUGUCGGAAGAAGAAGCAUACAACUUUUCCUCCUUGGAUCUUAUGAAUUUACAGAACAAAGAGACUCUUCCUGUGGUGCUUGAUUGGACAGUUGGGAAUGAGACAUGCACCGAUGCUGAGACAAAUUUGACCAGCUAUGGAUGUAAGGCAAAGCAGAGUGAAUGUUACAAUUCCAUCAACGGUCCUGGAUAUUUUUGCAAUUGCUCCUCAGGCUAUGAAGGGAACCCAUACCUCCAUGAUGGUUGUCAAGAUAUUAAUGAGUGCAAAAUUUCAAAGCCCUGCAAUAUGACAUGCACCAACAUUCCGGGCAGUUAUAAAUGUGGUUGUUCCAAGGGGUACGAAGGUGAUGGGAUGAAAAACGGAACAGGGUGUCGUCCUAUCGUCAGCAAUUAUAGGAGGAUAGCUAUUGAACUGGGCGUUGGCAUAGGCCUCUCAGUAUUGCUCGUGGGAGGGUUUUUGAUAUACUGGGGACAGAAAAGAAGAAAUCUCAUCAAGCUCAAGGAGAAAUUUUUCCAACAAAAUGGUGGCUUAAUAUUACAACAACAACUCUCAAAUCACAGAGGCUCUAUAGAGCCAACAAAAAUCUUUAGCAUAGAAGAGCUUAAAAGGGCCACUAACAACUACGAUGAGAGUAGGAUUCUUGGCCAAGGUGGUAACGGAACUGUUUAUACAGGAGUAUUACCAGGUAACAAAGUAGUUGCUAUUAAGAAGUCCAAAGGGUUUGAUCAUAACCAAGCUAAGCAAUUCAUAAAUGAGGUGUUUUUACUUACCCAAAUCAAUCAUAGGAAUGUGGUUAAGCUAUUAGGAUGUUGCCUUGAAACAGAAGUACCCUUAUUAGUUUAUGAAUUCAUCGCAAAUGGAACACUUUUUUACCACAUUCAUGAUAAAAGUCCAUCGUCCUCACUUACAUGGGAAAAUCGUUUGAAGAUAGCAGGAGAAACUGCAGGAGCGCUUGCAUACUUGCACUCUGAAGCUUCUAUGCCAAUUAUUCAUAGAGAUGUAAAAACUGCAAACAUACUUCUAGAUGAUAACCUCACUGCAAAAGUGGCUGACUUCGGAGCUUCAAGGCAAAUUUCUCUUGAUCAAACAAAAGUAACCACUUUAGUGCAAGGAACUUUCGGGUACUUGGACCCAGAGUAUUUCCAUACUGGCCAACUAACAGAGAAAAGUGAUGUCUACAGCUUUGGUGUUGUUUUGGCAGAGCUAUUGACAGGUAGGAAGGUAAUUUUUUCUGAUGAGACAGGAAGUGAUAGAAAUCUUUCUAUGUCAUUCGUUUCUACAGUGAAAGAGGAUCGCCUAUUGCAAAUUCUUGACGAUCACAUUAUAAACGAGGACAAUAUUGAGGACCUAAGGGAAGUGGCUAAUCUUGUAAAGAGGUGCUUAAGUGUAAGAGGAGAGGAUAGACCCUCUAUGAAGGAAGUGGCAAUGGAGCUGGAGGGUUUGAGAAUUAUGAAAAAGCGUCAACGGGAAAAGGCCGAUCUCUAUGCAGAAGAGACUGAGUACUUGCUCACUGAACCUAAACACUAUUUUAGCAUUGAUGUUGGCACAAGUUGUUCUUCUACCGACACAACUACUGGGUACGAUAGCAUAAGAAACCAUCCAUUGCAACCACCGGAUGACGAGGAAGGCCAUUGGAGGUUGUCGGGGCAGAAAGCAAAUACUAGAGAUCUUACAAAAAGAGUAGAGAGAAGGCAAGUGAUGAUGGGUAUGCGUGUAAUACUUUUGCAACAGCAGCUGCUACUUGUGGCCAUAAUUUUGGCAGCAUUAGCAGCAGCUGCAGAACUCACCAAUUCAAGCUGCAUCAGAAGAUGUGGAUCGGUUGAAAUCCCCUACCCAUUUGGAACAAGCGAGGGGUGUUACCUUGAUCCAUCUUUUCUCAUCACUUGUAACAACUCAACACCAUUUCUGGGCGACAGUAACGAAUUAAAGGUCCUAGACGUAUCAAUGGAUGGUGAAAUGCGAGUCUCAAGCAAAAUAGUCCGUCAUUGCCCCAACGAGCCGGGCUAUAACGCCAGGAAAAGCGCUGACGAGUCGUUCCUAUCGCUAAAAUACUUUCUCAUCUCAUCUACGAAGAACAAAUUCACUGCAGUCGGUUGCGACACUGUUGCGGUUAUUGGUGGUUCUAAAGUGGGAGACGAGUUUUACAUGACUGGAUGCUUGUCGUUCUGUUACCAUAAGGACAGUGUUGGCAGAUCUUGCGAUGGCACUGGCUGUUGCCAGACUCUUAUUCCACAAGGAAUGAGUAAUCUUUCUACUGGAUGCUUGUCCAUGAACAAUUACGCCAAUGUAAGCAACUUCAAUCCAUGCGGUUUCGGUUUUGUAGUGGAAGACAAAGCAUACAACUUUUCCUCCUCGGAUCUUGCAAAUUUACAGAACAGAGUGAGUGUUCCUGUGGUGCUUGAUUGGACUGUUGGGGAUGAAACAUGCACAAAUGCUAAGAAAAAUUUGAAAAGCUAUGCAUGUAAGGCAACGCACAGUGAAUGUUACAAUUCCACCAACGGUCGCGGAUAUUUUUGCAAUUGCUCCUCAGGCUAUCGAGGGAACCCAUACCUCCGUGGUGGUUGUCAAGAUAUUAAUGAGUGCGAAAUUUCAAAGCCCUGCAAUCUGAGUCAUAUGACAUGCCACAACAUUCGGGGCAGUUAUGAAUGUCGUUGUUCCAAGGGGUACAAAGUUGAUGGGAUGAAAAACGGAACAGGGUGUCGUCCUACCGUUAGCAAUUAUAGGAGGAUAGCUAUUGAACUGGGCGUUGGCAUAGGCCUCUCAGUAUUGCUCGUGGGAGGGUUUUUGAUAUACUGGGGACGGAAAAGAAGAAAUCUCAUCAAGCUCAAGGAGAAAUUAUUCCAACAAAAUGGUGGCUUAAUAUUACAACAACAACUCUCAAAUCACAGAGGCUCUAUAGAGCCAACAAAAAUCUUUAGCAUAGAAGAGCUUAAAAGGGCCACUAACAACUACGAUGAGAGUAGGAUUCUUGGCCAAGGUGGUAAUGGAACUGUUUAUAAAGGAGUAUUACCAGGUAACAAAGUAGUUGCCAUUAAGAAGUCCAAAGGGUUUGAUCAUAACCAAGCUAAGCAAUUCAUAAACGAGGUGUUUUUACUUACCCAAAUUAAUCAUAGGAAUGUGGUUAAGCUAUUAGGAUGUUGCCUUGAAACAGAAGUGCCCUUAUUAGUUUAUGAAUUCAUUGGAAAUGGGACACUUUUUUACCACAUUCAUGAUAAAAGUCCCUCGUCCUCACUUACAUGGGAAAAUCGUUUGAAGAUAGCAGGAGAAACUGCAGGAGCGCUUGCAUACUUACACUCUGAAGCUUCUAUGCCAAUUAUUCAUAGAGAUGUAAAAACUGCAAAUAUACUUCUAGAUGAUAACCUCACUGCAAAAGUGGCUGACUUCGGAGCUUCAAGGCAAAUUUCUCUUGACCAAACAAAAGUAACCACUUUAGUGCAGGGAACUUUCGGGUACUUGGACCCAGAGUAUUUUCAUACUGGCCAACUAACAGAGAAAAGUGAUGUCUACAGCUUUGGUGUUGUUUUGGCAGAGCUAUUGACAGGUAGGAAGGUAAUUUUUUCCGAUGAGACUGGAAGUGAUAGAAAUCUUUCUAUGUCAUUUGUUUCUACAGUGAAAGAGGAUCGCCUAUUGCAAAUUCUUGACGAUCACAUUAUAAACGAGGACAAUAUUGAGGACCUAAGGGAAGUGGCUAAUCUUGUAAAGAGGUGCUUAAGUGUAAGAGGAGAGGAUAGACCCUCUAUGAAGGAAGUGGCAAUGGAGCUGGAGGGUUUGAGAAUUAUGAAAAAGCGUCAACGGGAAAAGGCCGAUCUCUAUGCAGAAGAGACUGAGUACUUGCUCACUGAACCUGAACACUAUUUUAGCAUUGAUGUUGGCACAGGUUGUUCGUCUACCGGCACAACUAUUGAGUACGAUAGCAUAAGAAACCAUCCAUUGCAACCUCCGGAUGACGGCAGAUAGUUUAGCUGAGACAGAAGAUCAUUUAGUAAAUGUGUUGUUAGUGUGUAAGAUGCCAUGUGUCUGUGCACCUACUACCUAGCUGUUAUAUAAGAAUAUGUGUUACCUGUAUUCUUUUUUGCUCUAAUGAUCAACAUUUGCAUCAUUUGAUAAAACCAAUUAUUUAUAUAUCUAAUUUUUGUACUAUAUAUUAGGCAUAUGACUAUAAAUGGAAAUCCCAUGUUUUGC
Messenger RNA from Corylus avellana, 4910 nucleotides. NCBI's taxonomy places the organism in Eukaryota, Viridiplantae, Streptophyta, Magnoliopsida, Fagales, Betulaceae. The record is from RefSeq and is a predicted model, not a curated record.